Molecule: messenger RNA, 3724 nt
Organism: Peromyscus eremicus (cactus mouse)
Lineage: Eukaryota; Metazoa; Chordata; Mammalia; Rodentia; Cricetidae
Gene: Otud7a
Product: OTU deubiquitinase 7A
Exons: 14
Coding region: 369-3182 (937 amino acids)
Biological process (GO): protein K11-linked deubiquitination; protein K48-linked deubiquitination; protein deubiquitination involved in ubiquitin-dependent protein catabolic process
Cellular component (GO): nucleus; cytoplasm
Molecular function (GO): DNA binding; zinc ion binding; K63-linked polyubiquitin modification-dependent protein binding
Source: RefSeq, a predicted model, not a curated record
GAGCCGCGCGGCAGCUGGGGAGGGGGCCGCGGCUGGGCGCGAGCGAGCGGAACAGCUGAUCUGGUUUUCCCGAAGCCAGGGAAGAUGGAAGUCGGCUAGCGGCGACUGCGGCGCUGCGGGCGGACCGGCGGGCGGCGCGGCAGAGUUCUCAGGAGCUAGCUGGGCUCUCAUACCUCCCCUGUGGCAACUAUGGGCCAUUUCCAACAAGGACAGUGCCAUGGUGACCCAAAUGCCUGAGUGCCACUCACCUCCGAAGAGCCAGGAGUCUGAAAAGUGGCAGUGACAGAAGAGGAGACUCUUGCGGCUGAAGCUGCGGUGCAUGAGGCGGAGGAAGGAGGCUCCUAACUGGUGCCACAUACAUCAGAUGGAUGGUCUCUAGCCUGCUUCCAAACCCACCCUCGGCUGAGUGCUGGGCAGCACUUCUACAUGAUCCUAUGACGCUUGAUAUGGACGCAGUCCUGUCAGACUUUGUUCGGUCCACGGGGGCAGAACCUGGUCUGGCCAGAGACCUGCUGGAAGGCAAAAACUGGGACCUGACCGCUGCGCUGAGUGACUAUGAGCAGCUCCGACAGGGGCACACAGCCAACCUACCACAUGUGUUCAAUGAAGGGAGGUGUGCCAAGCAGCCCGAGCGAGAACUGCCCCAGCCUGGGCACAAGGUGGAGCGGCCCUGCCUGCAGAGACAGGACGAGAUUGCCCAAGCAGAGAAGCGCCUUUCCCGGGGGAUUUCCCACGCCAGCUCAGCCAUCGUCUCCCUGGCCCGAUCCCACGUGGCAAGUGAAUGUAACAAUGAGCAGUUCCCACUGGAGAUGCCCAUCUACACCUUCCAGCUGCCGGACCUGAGCGUGUACAGCGAGGACUUCAGGAGCUUCAUCGAACGGGACCUGAUCGAGCAGGCCACCAUGGUAGCUCUGGAGCAGGCAGGUCGCCUGAACUGGUGGUCUACUGUGUGCACGAGCUGUAAAAGGCUUCUUCCUUUGGCCACGACAGGGGACGGGAACUGCCUCUUACAUGCCGCCUCACUGGGAAUGUGGGGCUUUCACGACCGGGACCUGGUUUUGCGGAAAGCUCUCUACACCAUGAUGAGGACAGGUGCUGAGCGGGAAGCCCUGAAGCGGAGGUGGAGAUGGCAACAGACACAGCAGAACAAGGAGUCAGGGCUGGUGUACACUGAGGAGGAAUGGGAGCGAGAGUGGACAGAGCUGCUAAAACUGGCCUCCAGCGAGCCUCGCACACACUUCAGCAAGAACAGCAGCGGCACGGGUGGUGGUGUGGACAACUCUGAGGACCCUGUGUAUGAAAGCCUGGAAGAGUUCCAUGUCUUCGUCCUAGCCCACAUACUACGGAGACCCAUUGUGGUGGUGGCAGACACCAUGCUAAGAGACUCCGGUGGUGAAGCGUUUGCACCCAUCCCAUUUGGAGGGAUCUACCUGCCCUUGGAGGUGCCUCCCAACAGGUGCCACUGCUCGCCCCUGGUCCUGGCCUACGAUCAAGCGCACUUCUCAGCCCUUGUGUCCAUGGAACAGAGAGACCAGCAGAGAGAACAAGCCGUCAUCCCCUUGACGGAUUCGGAGCACAAGCUGCUGCCCCUGCACUUUGCGGUGGACCCGGGAAAGGACUGGGAGUGGGGGAAAGACGACAACGACAACGCCCGGCUAGCCCACCUCAUCCUAUCCCUAGAAGCCAAGCUGAACCUUCUACACAGCUACAUGAAUGUGACGUGGAUCCGCAUCCCCUCCGAGACCCGGGCUCCUCUUGCACAGCCAGAGUCUCCAACCGCCUCGGCAGGGGAGGAUGUGCACUCCCUGGCCGAAUCGCUGGACUCGGACCGCGAUUCUGUGUGCAGCAAUUCCAACAGCAAUAAUGGCAAGAACGGUAAGGACAAGGAGAAGGAGAAACAGCGCAAGGACAAGGACAAGACGCGCGCGGACUCCGUAGCCAACAAGCUGGGCAGCUUCAGCAAGACGCUGGGCAUCAAGCUGAAGAAAAACAUGGGCGGGCUGGGCGGCCUGGUGCACGGUAAAAUGGGUCGCGCCAACUCUGCCAACGGCAAGAACGGCGACAGCGCCGAACGCAGCAAGGAGAAGAAGUCCAAGUCGCGCAAAGGCAGUAAAGAGGAAUCGGGGGCGUCAGCUAGCACCUCGCCGUCGGAGAAGACCACGCCGUCGCCCACGGACAAGGCGGCGGGAGCGUCGCCGGCCGACAAGGGCAACGGGCCAAGGGGCGACGCCUGGAAGUACAGCACGGACGUGAAGCUGAGCCUCAACAUCCUGCGCGCCGCCAUGCAGGGCGAGCGCAAGUUCAUCUUCGCCGGCCUGCUGCUCACCAGUCACCGGCACCAGUUCCACGAGGAGAUGAUCGGCUACUACCUGACCAGCGCGCAGGAGCGCUUCAGCGCGGAGCAGGAGCAGCGGCGUCGGGACGCUGCGGCCGCCGCAGCCACCGCCACGGCCACGGCCACGGCCACGGCCACGGCCAAGCGACCGGCGCGCAGGCCGGAGGCGGAGGGGACGCCGGGCCCGGAGCGCGCCUCGCCGGGCCCGCCAGCUGCGGCGCCCACGCAGCUGGUGCUCAAGCUCAAGGAGCGGCCGAGCCCGGGAACUGGCGCGAACGCGCGGGCGACGCGGGCGGGGGGCGGUGCUGCGUCCCCGGGCCCGGGCGGCGGCGCGCGGCGCGCGGGGACCGGCACGGGAGGAUCGGCCCCAGGUCGCAGCCCUCCCGCGCCCGCGCGCCAAAGCGUCAUCCACGUGCAGGCGGCGGCCCGGGACGAGGCGUGCGCGCCGGCCGUGGGCGCGCUGCGACCGUGCGCCACCUACCCGCAGCAGAACCGCUCGCUGUGGUCGCAGAGCUACAGCCCGGCGCGCACCGCGCUGCGCACGGUCAACACGGUGGAGUCGCUGGCGCCCGGCGGAGCCGACUCCCCGGGGCCCGCGGAGCACAAGUCGCAGACCUACAGCAACGGCUUCGGCGCGGCCCGCGACGGGCUGGAGUUCGCCGACGCCGACGCGCCGGCCGCGCGCUCGAACGCUGAGUGCGGCCGCGGAGGCCCCGGGCCCGCGCAGCGGCGCUGCCAGCGAGAGAACUGCGCGUUCUACGGGCGCGCCGAGACCGAGCACUUCUGCUCCUACUGCUACCGCGAGGAGCUGCGACGGCGGCGCGAGGCGCGCGCUGCGCGGCCCUGAGCCGCCCAGGACUGCUUUUUUUCCAUCCUGUGGGUCUUUUUUUACUUGCUCUGGUCAGCCGAAGGGCCGGCGCCUCCUCGGUCAGUGCCGUGUACGUGUUUGGUCAAACGUUCCUAAUGGUGCCUGAACCUACACUGAUGCCACUCAGGUAGUAGACGGAUAGGAAACAAGUCAUACUGUUGGAAGUGGGUGUGCUAGCCUAGCAUCUGCCUCGUACCUGUGGAAACUCAAUAGCCAUUGCAAGAGUAUUUUUGUUCCUCUAUACGAGAAAUAAAGAAAAUCGCAGCCCUUUGUUUUUAGAAGGGAGUGUUUUACAUGCUUUUUUUCCCCCUAACCUAGGGACUGACCUCUUCCAAGUAGCGGUUACUUGCGUGCAGUUGGUAGCACGCAGGGUUUAGAAGCAAACGCGCAGCCCGGCCUGAGGUGGAGCCUCCUCCGCGGCUCCCACCUGCUUCCCACCUGGGUCCCUGGAGACCUCCAGCAGGCACCUCGCUACCCGCUGACGCUGGCCCCUUAGGACUCCCCAGCUCCAUCUCAUAAGC